This is a messenger RNA of Coccidioides posadasii C735 delta SOWgp, 1648 nucleotides long. RefSeq lists its product as uncharacterized. The record is from RefSeq and is a predicted model, not a curated record. Gene Ontology annotation, molecular function: nucleotide binding. NCBI's taxonomy places the organism in Eukaryota, Fungi, Ascomycota, Eurotiomycetes, Onygenales, Onygenaceae.
AUCUCUUACAAUCACUUAGGGUUGAUUUAACAAUGAAACCCAUUGAUCUCGAGCCCCAUCUUACGAGCAUCACCCGAGUACCGGGGCCACUCAGGUUUCUCGUCAUUGGCGCAGGAUCCCGCGGCAACAGCUAUUCUCGAGCCGUAACCAACGCUACACAAGCAGUGAUCCACGCCGUGGCGGAACCAGAUCCUUAUCGUCGCGCAACUUUCGGCAAGAAAUACAUCUGGGGCGACAAGACUCCCUCCACUGGCCAACAAUUCCAAGACUGGAAAGAUUGGUUUGAAUGGGAGAUCCAGCGGCGGAAGCAAGCGGAGGAGGAUGCGGAUCGUCAAGACGCUAUUCCGGGUGUGGACGGAGUCUUCAUCUGCACACUAGAUGAAAUGCAUGUAGAGGUUGUGAAGGCCAUUGCGCCGUUGAAAUUACAUAUCAUGUGUGAAAAGCCGCUGGCAACGUCACUGCAGGACUGUCUCGCUGCGUCUAAAGCACUGAUGAGUGUCUCGCCUAUCCCUGAGAAGAUAUUUGCAAUCGGGCAUGUGCUGAGGUAUAGUCCACACAACAAGCUUCUCAGGGAGUUACUUCUUACGGAUCGCGUGAUUGGGGAUAUAGUGUCCCUUGAACACACCGAGCCCGUGGGAUGGUCUCAUUUCGCUCACAGCUAUGUUCGAGGAAACUGGCGACGUGAGACCCCAGGCCAGGAUGGUAGUCUUCUUACAAAAUGCUGCCAUGACAUCGACCUCAUACUCUGGCUAUUGAGUUCUCCUCCUCCCGGCUCUCACGUUGACCAUCCCUAUCAUCUCCCAAAAUCUAUCUCGUCAAUGGGGUCACUUACCCAGUUUACUCGAAAUCGAAAGCCCCUCGCUGCCGGCGAUGCAACAAAUUGUCUAUCUUGCCCUAUAGAAAAGGACUGCAACUAUAGCGCAAUCAAACUAUACGACGAAAUGCAUCUGGCUCGAGGCCACACUGGAUGGCCUGUUAAAAUAGUCCAGCCAGACAUCGAGGAUCUGCUCAAAACAUCAGGAAUGGAAACUGCCAGAAGCCAACUCUAUGUAUCCCUAUCAGAAGAUUACGACUCCCAAACCACAUCCGCUGCUGAAAUUGCUUCUCGCUCCUGGUAUGGUCGCUGCGUUUGGGAAUCAGACAACAACGUCUGCGACGACCAAUUCGUCACAAUCUCGUGGGACGACGACGCAAAGGCAUCCGGCAACACGCAAAACCGCGGCGCGAAACUCGCAACCCUGCACAUGAUUGCGCCGACGCAGAAACAAUGCGAACGACGUGGUCGCGUGUACGGCACUCUUGGAGAACUCUCGUAUGACAGCGAAACCAUCACCGUCUCCGAUUUUGGCACGAGCAAAACUCAGACCAUCGAGGUUCCCAAGCCUCCACCCACAGAGCCCGAGUCCCACGGCGGUGGAGACUACGGCCUCACGAGGGCAUUUGUACAGGCUGUUGAUGCUGUGGAAAACCAGGGAUGGGAGGCGAGCAAGGCUCAAGCAGAGAUUUUGGGCGUUACGUUGGAGGAGGCGGUCCGGAGUCACGUGGUUGUUUUCGCAGCAGAGGAAGCGAGAAGAGAAGGGAAAGUAAUCGAUUGGAACGAGUGGUGGAAGGGCAAAUCUGCUACCCUUUCCUCUUAAUACGGGAUUCC